Messenger RNA from Myripristis murdjan (pinecone soldierfish), 9057 nucleotides. RefSeq names its product lysine (K)-specific demethylase 6B, a (gene kdm6ba). Gene Ontology annotation, molecular function: chromatin DNA binding; RNA polymerase II cis-regulatory region sequence-specific DNA binding; histone H3K27me2/H3K27me3 demethylase activity. The coding region runs from base 674 to 7342 and encodes 2222 amino acids. The record is from RefSeq and is a predicted model, not a curated record. The transcript is spliced from 24 exons. Lineage: Eukaryota; Metazoa; Chordata; Actinopteri; Holocentriformes; Holocentridae. Gene Ontology annotation, cellular component: MLL3/4 complex. Gene Ontology annotation, biological process: regulation of gene expression; heart development.
ACGAUCCCUGCCUGGCUGCCCCUGUGUGAAGGCAGAGAAAAAAGGAGCUCGACGCUGAGAGAAAGGAGACGGAGAGCGGUGCUGUCGCUGCACGGCCGCGGCAGCUAUAAAAACGGACUACUAAUAUUUAACAAUAAAAAAUAAAAUAAAAAAACAGCGACCGUUGUUUUGGGACGUUCAAGAGCUUCUCUGGGCGUCAGGCGAUACAAGUUUCAUGGCUGUUUCGCGAGGAAGCGACAGCGACUAACAGGGAUUAUCGGACUGCUGUUGUGCUCCGCUCCGCUCCGCUCAGCCGGCUGGUCGGGAAUUUAUCUGCAGACUCGGAGCUCCAAACUUGCGGAUACAAGCCUCGGUACUGCGGGGCCCCGGUGGACCACAAGGGACCGGAUUCGUUUCACAAUUUUGGAAAUAAUUUCAUUUCUUUUGGGGCCGUCCGUUUGAGAGUCCUCAGUGAAAACGGGUUGAGGAGGCCCCAGAGAGAUGAUUGACAGCCGAAGCUGAGACUUAACACGACUGUGAAUCAAUAACUUGGUGCUAUUCUAAGCCAACAGGCUUUUGGUUUCUUGGUGCUGAAGACAGAGGAGUCAGACAGUACAGAGUGUUAUUCAGUGUUGGAGUGAGGCCUUCUCUGUGCUGCAGUGGAGGGCUUCACAGACACAGCUAGUCUGGCUGGAUGCAUCACGCGGUAGAGCAGUUUGGCGGGCGUGGCACACGGGACUCCUUCCCUCUGGACGGACUCAACCGGGGACCAUGGGCUCCCGUGGGCGGCCGCGCCUGGCCGCCACCUGCCAGGUGUUCACCUGGAAUGAACCAACACCAGCUACUCCCCCAUCUACCUCCUGGUCCCAUGGGCGGACUGAACCAUCCCAGUAAAUUAUUCAAUAAUGGAGCCAUGCAAAUGCGAGUAGGCGAGAAGCUGGACCUCCCCCAGGCCAUGUUGUCAGGCCUACAGAGGGAGCAGCAGAGACCUCCUCCUCCUCAUCUUCAUCCUCCACCUCCCCACAGAGCAUGGGAGCAAUUAGGCCAGUUGUACGAAUCUCAUCCUCCUCCUCCUCAAGGACACCCUGCGCUGCCCCUGCCCAACGAACAUAUGCUCCGACUACACAAUGGAGGUUAUGCUGGCAACAGCGGACCUCCUCCCAACCCUCACCUUCCCCCCGGCAGGCCCAACCAACUGCUGAAGUUUGGAGGUUCUCAGGAGCAGCACAUCCCCCGGGGUCCACCAUCACUGGGAGAUGAAAUGUGGGCUCAGGUGCAGCAGCAACAGAGGGGCUACCCAGGGAAGAUGCUAGGUGGUCAACUGAAGAGACCAGCACCUCCACUAGGAGAGCACUCAGUCAUCCAGCACACCCCUCCACCAUCCCUGCACCAGUCUUCCCGCCCGGGAUCUGAGGACUGUCCAAGCCCUAGCAAGAGGAAAAAGAGCUCAGAUCAGGCAUCCCAUUCAGGGCUGCAGCGUUUUUCUGGCCCAGGCCAGUCUUUGCCCUCCCAGCAGCAGCCUUCAGGCCACUACCCAAAGCCGCCCUUCUGGAACCCCCUUCACAAGGUCAACACUCCCUGGCAGCUUCAAAUAACUGAGCGAAAGAACCCACCACCGCACGACUUCCAGGUCCGAACAGAAACCAACAAACAAGGUAUAGGCGGCUAUACCCAUAAGUCGUCUCCAGCCUCCUCCACCCCUGCAACCCUCUCCCCUCCACCAACGUCUUCUCCUGGAGGCUACAACCAGGGAUGUGGUGCCUCCCAACCCCAGAAGGCUGCAUUCCAACCUCAGGCUGUAAACCGGCAGUCACCUCACUCUUCAUACAAACACCCCAGCUCCAAACCAGCUCUGACUCCACCCCGCCAGGCUACGGAGCCUCAUGGCCCUCAGAGAGGCCCUGUCAUUGGCCGAGGGGGCAGCCAAGCAUCCUCUCACACGCCAUCUACCCUGAUCAGGGGGGAUAGAGACCAACACCCACAUCCCCAGUCUUCACUAGCAAAACCCCCUGCUACCAGCAGCAGCAGUGUGCCUUACAGCCACUUCCAGCCUCAUCCAGGGCUGGGGCACCAGGGUCCCCCGCCUCCUCCCCCUCCUCCUGCCAGCAGCACCUCAGUACCUCAGCAACAGCAAAGUGGGCCCCAGGAAGCUUGGAGAUACCAGAGUAGGCCCGGCAGUCAUUCCCUGGAACCAGGCCUCUACAGGCCUUCAGGACUGCUACCUCAGGGCCAACAGAGCCAGAAUCAGGUUGUGGAGAGUCAGGCUCCAGUCCCUUCACAGCGUCAUCACCACAUCAGCCCUCCUUUGCCGCCAACCAAUCCCACCCGAACACCUGUCAUCAUCCCCAAUCCUCCCAUCUCUGAAGCCCCCUGUGCCAUCAGCCGCUAUUCCAACAGCAGCAGUGCAAGUGGAAGUAUGACUGGAGUCUCCACUGUGACCACAUCACCCCCUGCUGGCUGCCCUGUGAAUAAUGUUAUUAUCAGUGGCAGUAAGAGUGACACCUGGCAGAAAAGAAGAGAGACAAUACCCCAAUCCUCCAGCACUGUCACCACCCCUCCUCUGGAUGCCCUUCUGCAGCCAGGCUAUCAGCGAACCCAAGCUGGCACUGCCACCCAUGCAAACCAGCAGGCACCAUCCAGACCACAACAUCUUGGACCCACCAAUUCCCAAUCUCAGCCCAUGCAGGGGAAGACGUCAUACUAUGGCCGGGCUGAGAUGACACAUAAUCCUGCAAUUUCUGCAUCCUCUUCCUUGUUCUCCUCAGGGCACCAGAGGUCAGGGGAGAGUGUGAUUACGAGCAGAGUUUCAAACCCGCUUCCUAGCUCUCCUACUACAUACUGCCCAAUGGUUCCAACAGCAUCUUGUACCACUGUCAAGUCUGCCCCUGAGCCAUCCAAUCCAGUUCUCUCCUCCAGACUGGGUCAUCAGCCAAGCUCUGCCUCCAUUCAGGCCUACUCUCGACCCAAUCUGUGUCCACCAGCCCCUGCACCCAUUCCUCAGUCCAUUGAAGAGGCCCUAGAUAAGCUGGAUGCUGAGCUGGAGGGGCACAUGCAGGCUGAGGAAAGGAGAAAGAGGGACAGAGAGGAGGAAGAAAGGAAAAUGAGGGAAGAGGAGAAGCGCAGGAGGACACAAUGGGAGAAGCAGCAGGAGGAGGAGAGGAAGAGGAAAGUUCUAGAGAAGAGAGAAGAAGAGCGGAAAAGGAGAGAAAUGGAGAGGCAGGAGGAGGAGAGAAAGAGGAGAGAAUUGGAAAGGCAGGAACGGGAGAGGAAAAAGCGAGAAUGGGAGAGGCAAGAGCAGGAGAGGAAGAAGAGACAAGAGAGGAAAAGGAAAGAAUGGGAGAGGCAGGAGGAGGAAAAGAAAAAGCAAAGAGAGUGGGAGAGAAAAGAGGAGGAGAAAAAGAAGAUGGACCGGAAGAGGGAGGUGGAAAUGUGCAGUGCUAAAGGCAAAGAGCAGACUGCUAUUGAAAAUCUGGAGAGACUGCUCUCUGGGAAGUCCUCCCCAACACCCCCACCUCCUCCCCUCUCCUCUGCCACCACACCUCCUUCAGGUCCACUUUCCUCCAAUACCCGGGCUUCACCCCCCUACCCGUGGCUAAGCCGUGGUGGGGUACUUCCCUGUCCUCCAGGCCACAGUCCCAACACCACUACCCCUCUGGAAAGGCUUCGGCCGCCCCCCCUCACUCCUCAGACAGAGUAUGCCAGAGAAAAACAAAGGCAGAGGGAGAUGUGGAGCAACAAUGGUGGCACAACACUCAGUCCCUCGUCUACACAAAAUACCUCAGGGAUGAAACAGCUGGCAUACCACAGCCAGGCUCACAAGCCCCCCGCGAUGCAAGCCGUACCCAGCCAAUCCAAAGACUCUGUCAGGGAGAGAGACAGCAGCAGCAGCAGCCAGCAGCAAACCGCUGGAGGUCUCCACUCUCUCCCCACCCCUGCCCUCAGAGAGCCCCCUAAACUAUAUCAGGCAUUUCCCAGAGACAACCUGCCACCUGCUCCACCAUCUUCAACCACAUCCAGCUCCAAUGGGGGCCUCCUCCACAAGCGCAUACCCAGCAGUGGGCUUGGAAGCCUGGGCAGCAGUGCAAGCAGCUGCAAUGGGGACUCAGACAGUGCUCAAUUUGAGGAGGAGCCCACCGAGUUGUCCACGCUGCUCCCUGAUGGUCUAGCUAAUAUUAUGGCAAUGCUGGAUGAAUCCAUCAAAAAUGAAGAAGAGAUGUAUAGCAAUGACAAGACAGGAUCCAGAGGUCUCCUUGACACCUUCUCCCCGAGCGUUCCACCUGUCAAGAGCUACCUUUGCGCCCCAGACCUCAUCCCAGCGCCCAAGCAUCAGCCAAACCAGGAGGAAUUUGGAUCCAAUCCCCAUGCUAGCCCUCCAGUGCUCAGCCGCCAAGGCUCUCUAGCAUCCCCAUGCAGUAGGACAUCCUCUCUCAAUGAGGAGGAUGAGGACUGCCUUAAAGUUUCUCCAAAUAUCCCUCUGAACCCUAAACAAUCAUUGGACAUGGGAAUGGGAGUAGCAAACACCAAUUACCGCCACAGUGACCUGGCCAAGCUUUAUGGCCUCCCUGAGCCAACUAAAAGUGAAGCUGAUGAGGAUGAAGAUGAGGAGGAGUCUGAGACCCCUUCCUGUUCCCCACCACCCCAACGACCACACCUUCACCAGACAGGAGUUAACAGCAUGUUCAAGUCCUUAACAACAGUUCUUGAGAGUCAAAAGUACGCUUACCGAGGUGGGCCUUUUGGAAGACCCCCUCCAUCUGCUCUGGUUGGGGUGAAAUAUUCCUCCUCACUCUCACUGGGCCCAGACAUCUGCCACCAGCAACAAGGCAGUUCUCCCACCUCAGAUUCCACCAGUCAUCCAGGGUUCAGUCCAACUGUCCCACCUUCAAAAUCCUCCCCACAUCCUUUGGACAAUAAGAAACUGACUGUAGAGGAAGCUGAUAUCUGGAGGGACAGUAGAGAAACCACAGAAAAAAUCUCUGUUAAAAAAGACAGUAUUUCCUCCAAAGAACCUGUGAAGAUCAUCAAAGAGGAGCAAAAGCUGACGACCAUCUCAGAGUCCUCUUUAGCUGAGCUGGGCAGGAGCUGUGAGGUGAUGCUUAGUCGGCAGUCACUCCCUAACAAAAGCUCCAUGGAUAAAUCCAGCAGUCAUGGCAAGCUGGAGGACAGACACAAGCCUGAGAGAGAGAAGGAGCGAAACAGAGAGAGGGACAAAUUCAGGGAUAAGGACAGAGAGAGAGAAAAAGAGAAGAAAAGGAAGCACAGCCACAGCAGUAGUAGCAAGAAGUAUGACGAGAGAAAAGAGAGGAAGAAGAAGCACAGAGAAAAGAGGGAAGAAAUGGCCUUCUCUUCUUCCUCCUCCUCAUCUUCCUCCUCCCAUUCCAGCUCCAGCCACAAGCGGCACAAGGAUGGCAAGAGCCACAAGGAGAAGAAGGACCGCAGAAUCCUUGGUGACCUCGAUCUUCAGAGCAAGGAAGUGCGUGAGAAGAACCGGGCGCGCUCUGAUUCAGAUAAAAAGAAACGCAAGGAGGCGUCCAGUGCCAGUUCCACCAGUGAAGGAGAGCAUACCGAUUGGACCUCUAGAAGUUCAGGAGAAAGGUCCUCUGGCUGCAAAAAAGACACUGAAUCAUCUGGAUCCUCAUUGGGUUCCACAGAUUUUCUGAAACUAAAGGCCCUGUCAGAUGGGCCACCCAAGGAGCUGAAGAUUCGCUUGAUAAAAGUUGAGAGUGGGGACAGGGAGACAUUCAUUGCCUCAGAGGUGGAGGAGAAGAGGAUCCCUCUUGAAGAAAUCAGCAUCAAGAACACAGCUAGUGAAAUCAUCCGGGCCUGCAAGGGUGCAAGGGUGAAAGGGAAGUUCAGAGAAUCUUACUUGCUCCCAGCCUUCUCUGUCAAGCCCAUAAUGACCUCAGAGCCCAUUCCCCGAGAGAAACUCAAUCCUCCUACACCCAGCAUCUAUUUGGAGAGUAAGAGGGACGCUUUCUCCCCUGUGCUGCUGCAGUUCUGCACAGACCCUAAGAAUCCUGUUACAGUUAUCAGGGGCCUGGCUGGAUCAUUACGGCUCAAUCUAGGCCUGUUCUCCACCAAGUCACUGGUGGACGCUAAUGCAGAGCAUGCAGUGGAGGUUAGGACUCAGGUGCAGCAGCCUGCUGAUGAGAACUGGGACCCCAGCGGGACGGGUCAGAUCUGGCCUUGUGAGAGCAGCCGCUCCCACACCACCAUUGCCAAGUAUGCCCAGUACCAGGCCUCCAGCUUCCAGGAGAGCCUGCAGGAGGAGAAAGGUAGUGAUGAGGAGGAUGAUGAGGACGAUGAAAAGGAGAAGGACAAAAAGCCAUCCAAUAGUUCUGAUGCAUCCAGCAAGGAGAGCUUGAGGGAGAACGGCAGUGGUGAGCAGAAACCUGUGGGGAAGAUCAUUAAAUUUGGCACCAACAUUGACCUGUCAGAUCCCAAGAGGUGGAAGCCUCAGCUACAGGAGCUGCAGAAGCUGCCAGCCUUUAUGCGUGUAGCAUCCAGUGGCAACAUGCUGAGCCAUGUGGGCCACACCAUCUUAGGAAUGAAUACUGUCCAGCUCUACAUGAAAGUCCCUGGGAGUCGGACACCUGGUCACCAGGAGAACAAUAACUUCUGCUCAGUGAACAUCAACAUCGGUCCUGGGGACUGCGAGUGGUUCUCCGUCCAUGAGAAUUACUGGCAUGCUAUCAACGACUUCUGUGAAAAGCAUGGCGUGGACUACCUGACAGGGUCAUGGUGGCCGGUGUUGGAGGACCUCUACAAUGCCAACAUCCCUGUGUACCGCUUCAUCCAGCGGCCUGGAGACUUGGUGUGGAUCAAUGCUGGGACAGUUCACUGGGUCCAAGCUGUGGGCUGGUGCAACAACAUCGCCUGGAACGUUGGACCUCUCAACGCCUACCAAUAUCAGCUGGCCCUAGAAAGGUUUGAGUGGAACGAGGUUAAAAAAGUCAAGUCCAUUGUCCCCAUGAUCCACGUGUCCUGGAACGUAGCCCGCACUGUCAAGGUCACCGACCCAGACACCUACAAGAUGAUUAAACACUGCCUGCUGCAGUCCAUCAAGCACAUUCAGAUCCUGCGGGACCAGCUGGUGGCUGCAGGCAAGAAGAUUUCCUAUCAGAGUCGUGUCAAGGACGAGCCUGCCUACUACUGCAACGAGUGUGAUGUGGAGGUGUUCAACUUGCUGUUUGUGACCAGCGAGAACAGUAGUAGGAAGACGUACGUGGUUCACUGUGAGGACUGCGCUCGCCAGCGCAGCCCCAACCUGAGCAACGUUGUGGUGCUGGAGCAGUAUCGCAUAGAGGAGCUCAUGAACACAUACGACACCUUCAGCCUGGCCACAUCCUCCGGCUCGCGGUGACAGAGCUCCCCUCCUGCGUCCCAUCAGCCAUAACCAAAACUCCUGCAAGCCAGGACAAAAGACACGGUUUCACUUUGGUUUUCAACUUUCCCUUCGUUAUUUAAGAUCAUUUUUGCUACUACUACUGCUAAUACUUGCCGAACACCCAGCGGAAUACCAGUUUACUCAUCACUGUUUACAAAAAGAAAUAUAUAUAUAUACCAAGCCACCAAUAAAACGCCAGUUUACUCUCAGAUGGUGCUCUUGACCAGAAGCCCUGGCAACAGUGAACUUGAAAACCAGGGGGCAGUUGGUGCUGCCAUUGAACAAAACUAUGGAGGGUGGGUUGUGGUUUCAAUGGCAUGUUUUCAUCAGUACCAGUUUUUUUUCUUUAUCAUCUUGAAUACUGAAAUUUGUACAUGCUGUUUGCAAUUUUUGUGGGGUGCUGUUUUUCCUUAUUAUAUAUUUUUUAAAUAAUUUAUUAUGUUUUUUUCUGAACUAGAUCAGCCUAGAUAUAUACCACAUUGGCCUUGUCACUUGUAUUUAGAAAAAGAGAGAAAAUGAAAAAUACUAAUAAUAGAGAUAUGAACAUUUUUCUAAAGCAUUAAGAAUUUUAAAAAAUACAAUUGUUUGGAAUGCUUCAAAACAUACGGGUUUCAAAGACUUUUGUUUUGUUUUCUGUUUGUUUGUUUUUUGAAGAGGGGGGGUUCAUUUUGUCCUUCACAAUCUUGUACGUGUUGUAAAUCUUGUGUUUUUAUGAAUUAUUACUUUUAUUUCUUCUGGAGAUUAAAGUUCAGUUGUCACACCUCUAACACAUCAUCAGGUCUUUUUGUUCAAUUCCUCCAUUUCUGUAUGAUUUAUCUAUUACAAAAAAAGGAAAAAAAGAUCAUCGUCACCUGGUGUUAAUCGUGUAUUGUACCUCUGAUUGUUUUGUUCCAGUAUGCAGAUUUAGUAUUUUCUGGAUUUUUUUUUUUGGUUGUUUUUUUGCAUUGUACAUUUUUUAUUUAAAAUGUUUCUUCUAUUUAUUGGAUAUCAAUGUUCUCCCUUCUUUGAUAGGGUUGUACAAGUUUGAGAGGUUUUUUUUAUAGUGACCGAUUGCUCUGUAUGAACUGAAAUGUGGAGGUUGUGUGUCCGUGGGAGGGGGGGCUGCUGUUCCUCUGGUGCUUGCCUCUCAUGACUCCUGCCCUUUUCUUCUGGUAUAUAUUAAAUGAUAUCUUUAUCUUGAAUAUAACGCCACCUUUCCUGUAGACGCUAGGCACAACGCUCACGUAGAGAAGAUGACUAAUGGAAUGCUGUCUUUGUAUGCUCAUUAAUUAAGGAGAAAAAAAAAACAAAACUACAUUUUCCAAAGUGUUUUUGAGAAAUCGUAAUUUUGUUUUUUUAUUAUGAUUUUGCUUUUGUUGUUUUUUAUUCUGUAGGGGGCUUUUUAGAUGAGAUUUUAAUGAUUUUAUGAUAUCUGUUGAAUAUGAUAACGGGAUAGAUGGUGCUAAAUGUUCUCUUUGAACAACUUUUUUUCUGUUUGUCUUCUUAAAAAUGAGAAUUCUAUUUUCCUGUUGCAAUAUACCUUUCCCUUCUCUUUGUGGUCAUUUAUUUAUAACUGCACUGUUUAGAGAAUUCACACAAACAUACUUGCAUACACACACACCAAACUGAGCCAGACAUGUCUUAAACACUUUGUGAAUUUGUGUGACAUUACUAUGACUAUUAAUAAUAAACGCUUUUUGAUAAACCCAGAA